CGUUAUAUAUAUGUUAUACGCUGUUGCCAAGAAGCAAGAUGAUAUAUUAUUUCUCAACUUACUUGCCUGGUAAUUAAUGGAGGCCAGCAAGUCUGUUUUUGGUGGACUGGCUAGAGAGAGGUGUUGGGGAGACAGCAAUGGAGAGUUGUACCAGUGGCAAGGCUUCUGGUACUUGCAGCCUCAUCUUGAAGCAGCCAUAGCUGCAAAAUCAAGGUUUCAGGCCCAUGAUGAAGAUAUUCUCUUAGCUUCUUCUAUGAAGACAGGCACCACUUGGCUCAAAGCUCUUAUACCAUGCAUUAUGAACUAUAAGGGUCCAAGUGAAGAUAAUGAUCCUUUAAUCAAGCACCACCCAAAUGCUCUUAUACCAUCUAUAGUCCAGAUUUUCCAAGAAGAUCUUAACCCUGAUCUCUCUAUUAUCCCUUCUCCAAGACUCUUCAGAACCCAUUUGCCAUUCUCCAUGCUCUCAGAUUCUAUCAAGAACUCUGCCUGCAAAAUUGUCUACAUCACUCGAGACCCUAAGGACACGUUUGUGUCUCUCUGGCACUUCAUGAACGCCAAGGCAAGGCUAGAGGAAGAAGAAGCAUACCCUUUAAACGAGGCGUUUGAGAGCUUCUGCAAAGGGAUCCAUCCGUUUGGGCCUUUCCACGAUCAUGUGGUGCAGUAUUGGAAGGAGAGCUUAAAAAAACCUGAAAGAAUACUGUUCUUGAAGUAUGAAGAGUUGAAGAGAGACCCAAAAGGGCAAGUGCAGAAACUAGCAUCCUUUCUUGGAAGGCCUCUGGUUGAAGAAGUAGAUGUUGACGAUGUACUGUGGAGGUGUAGCUUUGAAAGGCUUAAGGACUUGGAGGUGAACAAAGUUGGCGUAGAUCCUAGAGUUGGAUUUGCUCAUAGCUCUUAUUAUAGGCGUGGCUUGGUUGGUGACUGGAAGAACCACUUAACAAUGGAGAUGAAAGAGAGACUUGACAAGAUCACAAGAACAAAACUGGAGGGUUCUGGUUUAGAUCUUUAAUUAAAAUGCUUCAUCUUCUUAAACUUUUCAACUCCAUGCAUGCAUUGAUUAGGUAGAGAUUGAAUAAAUGUCAGCUUAUCCUUCUUGGGUGAUUAUGUUGGUGAAAUUGGGUUUAUGAAUAAUCAAGUUCUUAUUUUAUCAGUGGAUUGUGUUGUUUUAAUAAUUAUGUAGCAUUAAAAAUGCAUAAAUUCAAUAUGAGCUAGCUCAAAUUGAGAAAUUUUUGAAUUAAAAUAUAAUAUUGUUUUUGUUCUGGAU
Messenger RNA from Manihot esculenta (cassava), 1261 nucleotides. RefSeq names its product cytosolic sulfotransferase 12. The transcript has a single exon. NCBI's taxonomy places the organism in Eukaryota, Viridiplantae, Streptophyta, Magnoliopsida, Malpighiales, Euphorbiaceae. Gene Ontology annotation, molecular function: sulfotransferase activity. The record is from RefSeq and is a predicted model, not a curated record. Gene Ontology annotation, cellular component: cytoplasm. Gene Ontology annotation, biological process: sulfation. Bases 77 to 1006 code for a protein of 309 amino acids.